AUCUGACAGGUGCUCAAGAUGGGAGUGUCAGAAUGUUUGAAUGGGGCCAUUCUCAACAAAUAACCUGUUUUCGAUCUGGCGGCAAUUCAAGAGUUACAAGAAUGAGAUUUAACUAUCAGGGAAAUAAGUUUGGAAUAGUUGAUGCUGAUGGAUAUUUAAGUUUGUAUCAAACAAACUGGAAAUGUUGUCCAGUUACUGGGAGCAUGCCUAAGCCAUACCUGACUUGGCAGUGUCAUAACAAAACAGCCAAUGAUUUUGUCUUCGUUAGUUCCUCUUCUCUGAUAGCCACAGCUGGUCUUUCAACUGAUAAUCGAAACAUAUGUUUGUGGGAUACUCUUGUAGCACCUGCCAAUAGUUUAGUCCAUGCUUUUACCUGCCAUGAUAGUGGAGCCACAGUUUUAGCAUAUGCUCCUAAACAUCAACUACUAAUAUCAGGUGGCAGAAAAGGUUUCACAUGUGUAUUUGACCUUCUCCAACGACAACAAAGGCAACUUUUUCAGAGCCAUGAUUCCCCUGUUAAAGCCAUUGCUAUUGAUCCAACUGAAGAGUACUUCGUUACAGGAUCUGCAGAAGGCAAUAUAAAGAUUUGGAGUCUUUCUACUUUCAGUCUUCUCCACACUUUUAUCAAUGAACAUGCUCGGCAGUCCAUUUUUAGAAAUAUUGGAACCGGAGUGAUGCAAAUUGAGACAGGACCAGCAAAUCACAUUUUCUCUUGUGGAGCUGAUGGAACAAUGAAAAUGAGGAUAUUGCCAGAUCAAUUUAGCCCUUUAAAUGAAGUGUUAAAAAAUGAUGUGAAAUUUAUGCUGUAAUAUUUUUACAAAAAAGAUGUAUAAUUUAUUACCUGUUUGGUGGAAGUUACCAAUAGAUGUCAUGUACAGUAAUCAUUCUCUAUACCACAAAUAAGCUCUUGCUUUAUUAUUUUAAUGUUUAUUUUAUGGAGCUUUGCCCUUGAUGCACUGAUGCCUUAAAAAUUAACAGAAUCAUUCAGAAUUAGAUUAUAUUGCCUAAAGUAGAAUGUGUAAGUAAUGCUAUAAUAAUACAUAUUUAUAGUAUGGUGUAGUGAGUAUGUCAUACAGUUAAAGGAGUUUUGUUUUCUUAUUGUUGAUAAACUCUUCUGCAGAUCUCUCUGCAUGAAUUUGAGAGUAAAAAUACCCUUUAAGUAAUGGCAGUUGCACAUAAUAACUCAUCACUUAAUCCACUCUUACUUCCUCUAUCAGGCAUAUGCAUCUCGGACUCUUUUCCUCUUAAUGAUAGAUUGAUAUUUGAGUAAGAACUCAAUAACAUCUCUUUUAAAACUGUCAUUGGAACAUAAAUGAUAAAUAAGCCAAAUGGCUCAUAUGUUAAGUUUUCAUCAAUUUCCCCUCUAAAGCCCAAAUUGUGUGUAUGUAGAUGUAUUUGUGUGUAUGUAUAUGUGUAUAUAUGUGUAUAUAUAUAUCUUACGCAUCUUAGUUGAACUUCAUUUGUAUGUAUAUAAGAAAAAACUACAUAUCUUUUCUUGUGUUUUGUGCCAUAACAACUACUGCCACCAGAAUAAUAACUUUUUUUGCAACUGUUUUCUUCAUUUAAGAAAAUUUUUUUGAAUUCCAUUCUAAUUUUCAGAUAAAUUUCCAGAUGAUGUCUAAGAUUAUUUUAAAGAUUACAUAGAGUCAAGUAAGUCUUAGCAGGCAAUAAAGAUUCUGUGUUGGCACAUGUAAAACACUUAAAAGUUUAUCAUUUUGUCAGAAGAUAUUUGAGUAUCUACAGAAAUUUUACUUAAAUUUUAUCUUUAUUUCUUAUUUUUUAGGUGCUUUUUAAUCUUAAUAUUCUGAAACCUUAUAGCAGUGUUUUUAGAAAUAAAUGUGAAAAGAGUCAAAUUAGUAUUUACAAAUGUAAAAUACCCUCCAGACCUACCAUUAAUAGAAAAUAAACUAAACCUUAUUAUUUUAUUAUUUUUGCCAAAAUACAUUAUUUUAUUAUAAGAUAUGACCAAAAUAUUUAAAAUGCACUAUACUUAUGUAUGCUAAUCCUAUUUGUUUCAUGCUAUACCUUUUCUGACUCAGAAUUAUAGAAAACUUGAUAAAUACUUGAUUUUAACCAAUGAGACAGGAGGCAAAGGGGACUAAGUGUUUAAGGGACAACUGUAUAAUAUUUAGCUUAAAUUUAUUUUGUUCAUUAGGAACUAUAAAUUAAGAGCAUUUUUAUGUAAUGAGAUAUGGACAACUAUUAUCUUGGAAAUUAAACAGUCAAAGCAAAGAAAUGAAGGGCUGGUAAAAUGAAUUUUGUAAUAUCCUCAGGAUACUUUUAUCAUAAAAGUAUAUUGUUAAAGAUUUUGUAAAUUGUAUUUCAUAAUUUUAAAUGUAUUAAGCAAGUUGCAGUGAAACACUGUUAUUAUGUAGCGAGAGAUUAUAAACCUGUUCCUAUAAAUUGUGCAAUAACAAUAUAUUACUAUUUUGCCAUGGAGAAAUCUGUGACAACCAUUGCAAAUAAUAUUAUUGUUUGGUGUAGUUAAGCAUAAGUUAUUUUUCAGUCAUUUCUUCACAAAUCAAGAUUCAAAAGGCUAUAAACACUUUCAGUGAGAUAGAAAAUUUACUGUUGUGCUUAUUAGAACAAAAGGCAUUGGGGAUGAACUAUUAAUAGUAUUUUAAUUGAGGGUUUAUAUGAAUAACCAUAAAUUAUGUAAGCCCAUAUGUAUUUACAACCAGAGUCAUAAUAUUUUAAAUAAACAAUCAUGCAGUGA
Marmota monax (woodchuck) is the source of this 2716-nucleotide messenger RNA. RefSeq names its product dmX-like protein 1. Gene Ontology annotation, biological process: vacuolar acidification. Gene Ontology annotation, cellular component: RAVE complex. Gene Ontology annotation, molecular function: protein binding. The record is from RefSeq and is a predicted model, not a curated record. Lineage: Eukaryota; Metazoa; Chordata; Mammalia; Rodentia; Sciuridae.